This is a messenger RNA of Suillus fuscotomentosus, 525 nucleotides long. Its product is annotated as alpha/beta hydrolase fold-domain-containing protein. The transcript is spliced from 3 exons. The record is from RefSeq and is a predicted model, not a curated record. Bases 1 to 525 code for a protein of 174 amino acids. Gene Ontology annotation, molecular function: hydrolase activity. Lineage: Eukaryota; Fungi; Basidiomycota; Agaricomycetes; Boletales; Suillaceae.
AUGUCAGACCUUCCCUCCGCCAUCCACCCCGACAUUCUUCCCCGCCUCGACCCUAAAUAUGUCGCGUUCCAUAAUACCCAUCUAGUGCACCGCGUGCUCCCAUGCACGAUCCUCUGGCAUCCGGAUAUCAGGAAGGCGCUCGACAUCCCAGGUGAUUCGCCUGUUAUGACAGUCGGGGCUGUCAAAGAUAUCAAUAACAACUGCAUUUCGGUGGCUCUGGACUAUCGCUUGGCUCCUGAGAACCCAUAUCCUGCAGCGGUCGAGGACACGGUUGAUGCGUUGAAAUUCAUUUACUACAACGGGAAGGCAGAGUUCAAUGCGAACGUGAACAAAAUCGCGGUUGGAGGGUCAUCCAGUGGCGGCAAUUUAGCUGCAAUCACAUGUCUCAAGGCGCAAGAACUCACGCCUCCCAUCCCCAUCAUCUUCCAGCUAUUGAUUGUGCUGGUAACAGAAUAUCUAGUUCACGAAGACAAUAAAACUGAAUCCUUUUUGAAAAUGUUCCUCUUGAAACGGUUGACAUCAUAG